UUCUCUGCUUCCAGAUAGACCCGCAAUGCAGCAACCUAUAAUGUGAUUAUGGUCUUCACGGUUCGAUGCAUACUAGGAUGUUUCCUAGUGGUGUUAUCUUGCACGAUAAUCCAGCCUGCUUCGUUAGCAGGCCGAGACGAGAGCCUGGUGAAAGUAGCGAAGACUGAGGAGAUCCCUGUUACAACCGCAACGACUCGAGGAACCGUGAGGUACACGACUGUCCUCCCGGAGGUGGACGAGAAUGAUAUCAAGAGGGAAACGACGACAAGCGGCGUCGUGCUGAAUGUCAUCAAGAACAGCACGAGCGAGGAGAACGUUAUCAAGAACAUCACGACGUCCUCAGAAGAAAACUUGAUCAAGAAUGAUAUCAGAAACAUCACGGCGUCCGCAGAUGAGAACCUAAUCAAGAAUGAUGAUAAGAACAUCACGACGUCUUCAGAUGAGAACGUUAUCAGGAAAGAGUACAACGCAACGCGCACCGAUAACUCGAGAUCAUUGGAUUUCGAUAUCAGCAAGUACACAUCACCGGAAUUCCAAAGCCGCAACGCCGUUUACAAUCUGCCUACCUCACCUGAAAACGACAAGUACAUAGAUCCGGAGAUCAUCGCCAAAUCUUACAAACCUUCUUCGGAAUUUUCCUUCGAUUUUACGACGCCCAAAAGCGAAUCCUUCGAUAAGAGAUACCACGAGGUCCAAGAAGAAAUCAUCAGGAAAAUUGAAUCUCCCACUUUGGAUGAGCUCAUAGAAAGGAGCAAAGACAACAGAACCGAUACAGAUUUGAACGUGAUUCGUUACGUCACCAAUUCCAGCGACGAUAGAAGCGGCGCCAAUUUCAAGCACAAGAGCAGCGAGAGCGAAAAAGUUUUGAAAGUGAACUUCGAGUCUAAGUAUAAUGAGACGAAGAACUUGGAUAACAAGAUCUCGCCCGAAGGCACGGACUUACCAAAGAAGAUUAGUAAAGAUUCCCUGGUGAGUAAUAAGAUUAAAACCGAAAUUCUGAAGGCCGUCGAUGUUAACUCGAGGGGAUCCACGAGGUACGCGGAUAGUCUGAAGACUACAACAGAAAUCCCCAGAAACAAGAAUUACGAGCAAAGCGUGCAAGAGAAUAACAUUCAUCCGGUGAUCGUUCCGGUUCCCAUCGCCACCACGGAAUCCACGACUACCGUCAACUUGUUUGAGAUGACUGCUGAAGAAUCCGUAGAGACAUCGACGGAGUACUUUACUUCAGUUUACACGACCUCGCACGAUAACCAGGAAUACUUUGAGAUGACUUCAGAGUCAACGACAACUGUGCUGCCUGAAUCAACAUUAACAACUACAUUUGAAACAACGACACUGGAAUCGUUAACAAAAAUAGAAGAAUCAACAACUAAAAUGAUGGAAUCAACAACCAAGAUAAUGGAAACAACAUAUUUACCAUCAACAAUGCAAUCUGAUGGGACAACAAUGCUUCCGACAACUGCGGAAGAAUCGUCGACUCAAUUUACGGAAGCUGCGGAUGAGACAACAACUGAAAUUGUUAAGGAGACAACGAAUCCUGAAACCACAACCGAAGAUUUUUCGACUACUGAAAAUGCUGUGAUUAAAGAUGAAUCGAAAAUAACCACAAGCGAAAGAAGUCGCAGCACCAAAAACAUGAAAAUAUUCAACAUCCCAACCACUCAGGAAGUCACAGAAGAAUCAACAACUGAAGCUGACUCUGAGGACCCCACGGAGUUGACCAAUUUAACCAUCACGGAAGCUACAACAGCAACUGAAGUUCGCAAUACCACAAGUAACGAUGAUAUGAUGGUCUCUGAUCAAUCCACAAUUCAACCAGAAAUUGAAGAUGUUGUAACUAAAUUACCGCAAACCGCAGAAAUAUCCACUCUCACUAAUCUUAUUAUUACCACUGCUCAAGUCAGGUCUUCCACUUUGAAAGAUGACGUUACGACUGAAAUGUCUACGAUUGCUGUGACCACGCAGAAUGCGAUUAUGAAGGAGUACGAUGGGAAGAUAGCAACAGAAAGUGCACCAAAGAUUGAUGUGAAAGAGAACGAUAUCGUCAAAGAGAAUGUAACUAAGAUUAAUCAGAAUGAAACUAGCGAUAUCGAAGAUGAUGCGGAUGAUAUCGUAGAUGAAAUGGAUUACAUGGACGUGCACAGUAAAAAGUCGAAUAAGACUAAUGAGGAGAUUGAGAUUGUGCCGAUGAAACCGGAGAGGACCACUCAAAGUGUUAGGAAGUUGAUACCAGAAGUGCGGAAGAUCACAACAACUACCGUGUCUUACCAAUUGGACGUUGAAGAGAAAGAGGCGGAGAGCGACACGGAGGAGAGUCGGAUGCCGGAGGAGGAGAAUUCGGGCACUGUUAUAGCUAUAAUCAUUUCUUCUGUCGGAGCAGUUUGCUUAAUUAUCUUAGCUGUUUUAUUGUUCGUGAUGAGGCGAAGACAAAAGCGUUUCAACUAUGGACAAAGAUGCACUCCUGUUAGCUUGGACUCGUAUAGUAUGGACAACGUUUCAGUGUACAAUAGCGUGAGGAGGAAAGCCAUCAGAGGAUCUAAACGCUCCUACGGAAAUCCUGCCUUCGACGAUGCGACGGUGUCGCAUCCGUUGAACUUCCAAGGCAUCUCCAAGUUCGCCACGAACACGGAAGAUAUAAGCGACGAGUUCGAGGAGAUUCCUCAGGUAACGGCUCGGAUGACCGAGUUGCCGGAGGGCUGCGACACGAAGAACCGCUACGCCAACGUUAUCCCCUUACCGGAGACACGGGUCUUCCUUUCGCCGGUCGACGACGAUCCGACCGGCGAUUACAUCAACGCCAAUUACGUAACCGGUCCAAAGGGUGUCCGAGGGUAUUACAUCGCAUGUCAGGCGCCGAUGCAGAGCACCGUCAACGAUUUCUGGAGGAUGAUCUGGGAACAGCAGUCCAAAGUCGUACUGAUGCUCACCCACAUGUAUGAAAACGGCGUGGAAAAAUGCGUGGAUUAUCUUCCACCGUCCGAAGUGUUGGAUUGCCAUCGUCUCUUCGGCGAUUACCAAGUGACCUUGAAGAAGCGCGAAGUCAAAGACAAGUACAUCAUUUCCAGUUUACAGCUGAAGAAUAUGGUGAGUAACAGCUGGAGGGAGAUCACGCACAUCUGGUAUUCGGGAUGGCCCGAGAAAGGCGUCCCCGAAGAGGAAAACUCGCUGAUAGCAUUCCUCAUCGAAGCCAGGAGUUACGUGAAACUGAUACAAAAUAGUGCAGACAUCAUGCCGAGGGAGACGAACGGAAACAUAAAUCCGGAAGUGUGUCCGGUCGUGGUGCACUGCAGUCCUGGAACGGCCAGGACGGGAACGGUGAUAGCUUGUGAUAUUGCUAUCAGGGAGUUCGAGAUGAAGCGUGUAGUGGAUAUACCCAAGAUCGUCUACAAGAUCCGAAGAGGCAGAGCCAGUUCUGUCCAAACCAAGGAUCAGUACGCCUUCAUUUACAGGGUAAUAAACACGUAUGCAACCAAAUUAACGGGCGGAGCCUUGGAUACAAUUUAGUUACGUAACAAAUAUACAUAUAUAUAUAUAUACAAAUAUUAUGAUUAUUAUUAUUUUGUGUGUGUGUGUGUGUUAGUUUAACGUGUGUAAGAACUGUAAUUUUAUUAUUGUGAUAUUACCGAGAAAAGUGGAAAAUGCGAAACCCGCAAGAAGAAACCGCAAGCAACGUUUCUUCGGUGAAAAAAAACAAAACAAAAAUCACACGUAAAUGGAAAUCCAUUCUAUUUUUGUUUUGU
Messenger RNA from Nicrophorus vespilloides, 3740 nucleotides. RefSeq names its product receptor-type tyrosine-protein phosphatase zeta-like. Bases 49 to 3504 code for a protein of 1151 amino acids. The transcript is spliced from 9 exons. Gene Ontology annotation, biological process: protein dephosphorylation. NCBI's taxonomy places the organism in Eukaryota, Metazoa, Arthropoda, Insecta, Coleoptera, Silphidae. Gene Ontology annotation, molecular function: protein tyrosine phosphatase activity. The record is from RefSeq and is a predicted model, not a curated record.